Messenger RNA from Haemorhous mexicanus (house finch), 1446 nucleotides. RefSeq names its product methionyl aminopeptidase type 1D, mitochondrial (gene METAP1D). Gene Ontology annotation, biological process: proteolysis. The transcript is spliced from 11 exons. Gene Ontology annotation, molecular function: metalloaminopeptidase activity. Lineage: Eukaryota; Metazoa; Chordata; Aves; Passeriformes; Fringillidae. The record is from RefSeq and is a predicted model, not a curated record. Bases 89 to 1231 code for a protein of 380 amino acids.
AAGCAGGGACUUGCUCUUCUCCUUGUAAUGACAUAGUUCUGCAAUCCAGGAAACAGUCCUGCAUGGUGUCCAUGUCCACGAUUUCCUGAUGUGGGAAAAACGUGUGGAAAGCAUCUGGAGAGGAGGAGACCCCCUUUACCAGCUUGUUUCCUGUUCUGUGACUGGCUGCCACGUAAUCUUUUCUUUGUGCAAUCAUAACUACCUGCACAGGCACUCAAGCAAUCAUCAGCAAAGAUGCUUCUUCUUUCAGGGACAAAGAAAUGCUGCUUAUAGUAUAGUUUGGCCAGACGUGGUUUCUCCAGCUCACCAAGUUCCUAAGCACAUAAAGAAGCCAGACUAUGUGACGACAGGCAUUGUACCAGACUGGGGAGACGACAUAGAAAUUAAGAAUGAAGAUCAGAUUCAAGGGCUUCGUCAAGCUUGUCAGUUGGCCCGUCAUGUCCUGCUUCUGGCUGGAAAGGGCUUAAAGGUUGGCAUGACAACUGAAGAAAUAGAUUCCAUUGUUCAUCAUGAAAUAAUCAGACAGAAUGCCUAUCCAUCACCUCUGGGCUAUGGAGGUUUUCCAAAAUCUGUUUGUACUUCUGUAAACAACGUGGUAUGUCAUGGUAUUCCUGACAGUCGACCUCUUCAGGAUGGAGAUAUUAUCAACAUUGAUGUCACAGUGUAUUACAAUGGCUACCAUGGUGACACUUCUGAAACCUUUUUGGUGGGCAAUGUGGAUAAAUCUGGUAAAAAGUUAGUGGAGGUUGCCAGGAAAUGUAGAGAUGAAGCAAUUGCAGCUUGCAGACCAGGGGCUCCCUUCUCUGUAAUUGGAAACACAAUCAGGGAGGCCUCUUGGUUGAGCUGUCUCAUAUCACUGCGUCCACCAUUGCCUCCACCACUGUUUGAAUGUAGGGAGACCCUGAAAGUGAAGCCUGCAGACAUGAGCUCCCUGGCAUGGCAAGGUGGCUUCCAGGUCUGCCCCUUCUUCGUCGGCCACGGCAUCGGGUCGUACUUUCACGGGCACCCCGAGGUGUGGCACCACGCCAAUGACAGUGAUUUGUUAAUGGAAGAAGGAAUGGCGUUCACAAUAGAGCCAAUAAUAAUGGAAGGAUCCCCUGAAUUUAAGAUUCUGGAGGACAAAUGGACUGCAAUUUCUGUAGACAAUAAAAGAUCUGCACAAUUUGAACAUACCCUGGUGAUUACCUCAGAGGGAGCAGAAAUCCUCACUAAACUGGUGGAAGAAGCCUAAAGAUGGAUCAAGGAGUGGAGAGACUUGCUGGACUUCUGGGAUUUCAAGUUUUACUUGGGACAGAGAAGAGGUUUCUGUGAUUUCUGAGGGGAAUGGCUGUUGCAUAAGUCACUCCAGGGGACAGAAAAAGCAAUUUGAGGGGUUGGCUCUGGACAUAGUUCUUUCUGUGUAUUACCUGGUGAGUAUUUAAUAAAAGUCUUUAGGUUUUUUUGUGA